AUGGAUGUUGCUUGCUGUUACCAGUGGGCUUGGGAUGCAGACCCGCUCAAGAAACGCAUGGACAAACGCCAGGCAUUCUGGAGGAAGUUCACCACCUUCGUGCAAGGCCUGCCGGCCCGCAACAUUAAGUGCAUCGCAGGAGACUUUAACUGUGCACUCAAGGCUCCAUCCAGACAUACGGGCCCAGGCUUGCACCCGGCUGCCUUUACGUACCCCGACUCUGCGGAUUUCGAGCAGGCUGUUACCUCAGCCAACCUAUGUGCUUUAAACACCUGGGGUCCUGCCAAGGACGCUUUUACUUAUCGGCUUGACGGUCAGGUCCCAAAACGUAGCCAGAUAGACUUCGUCUUUGCCUCUUUGCCACACACGGACAUGCAGGCCAAGCGGGCCCGAGCUGACCGCGACAUCAACUUCGCGCCUUGGCGUGGAGGCGGCCGCCACUUCGCGCUGAUUGCCAGCCUUCGUGUUGAUACCCGGCUUGCGCCAGCUGGCACUGAAGCCACCCAAAGACCGCUGCCCUUUUCGCGGCAGCUGCUUCGUGAAGCCAUCAAGUGUAAGGACCCGGUGCUUGACCAAUUGACACAUGAAGUUCACCACGAGCUCGGUGCUGCCAGGCCCACCGACCCCGAGGAGUUCAACGCCAUCCUUCUGAGGCGCUGUGCCGCCCUCUUUCCGUUGCAGCAGUGCUUGCCUAAGCCGCGGCCGGGGCAGAGCACGGAGGUUCGAUGCACCGUAAGCUCCAUGUGGGUUGCCUACCGACAGUUUAAAUCGGCUAAGACCUGGAACCCAGCUUUGACCCGACUGCAGAAUACCUUUGCAAUCCUUCGGGCGCACGCGCGUUUCCAGAGCGCGCGCCGCGAGUUGCGCAAACGCGGCCUUGCGAAGCGCAAGGCUGCAAUCCUAGAGGAGCUUGAGGCAGCCGAGGCUGCAGCCAAAGCAGGCGCCCUGCUAAGCCUAGACAUGAGCAAGGCGUUUGAUUUGGUGCCCCACGUGUACUUAGCCCGAGCCCUCCGACACCUCGAAAUCGCCGAAAACACCAUCCACAUGGUUCUUGCCUUGCACCGCACCCAGUAUCAUGUCACACAUAAAGGGCACACUGGUUGCAUAUCCUUGCGCAACGGCAUACGACAGGGAUGCACACUGUCACCGCUGCUUUGGGUAUGUGUGUCACAUUUCCUGUUGCAUCAGCUCUCGGAGCGCCUUGCCAAGUUCUCGCACCUUGGCCCGCCAGAGCCCUGGAUUUCACAAGCCGUGACAGCCUUCGCAGAUGAUUUCUUAGCAUCGUUUGAUCUCAACAACCAACAGGACCUCACCAACAUGUGUACCCGCAUCGGUUGCUUGUUUGCAGUUUUGGGCGAAGCCAAGAUGCAAGUGAAUCCGGACAAAUCCCAGCUGCUCAUCCGCUCGUCGGGCCGAGCACUUGCCAAGUGGGUGAAGGCACGUACCUUUAAACGUAAAGACCAGAAGCUCAUUAGGCUUGGGACCCCCUUUCAGCCCAUUGACAUUGGACUCGCCACCCGCAUACCCUACCUCGGUACCAUCAUGUCCUUUGAUGCCUUCGAGACCCAAACGGCAGACCUCCGCAUACAACAAGCCAAGACUGCUGUAGCCAGGCUCAGCCGUGUUCUUUUCAAGAAGCAGGGCCUCAGCCUCCAACAUCGCCUAAGAGUGUAUCGCACCUGUGUACGAAGCACCAUUAGCUACGGACUAGCCGUGGUCGGCACUUCUUCUCAGGCCCUUAAGAGGCUCACUAGCUUAGAGGCCCACCACGUGCGUUGCAUCAGUGGCAAUCCACGGAAAGAAGAAGGCGAGUCGGCGGAGGUCAUUUUCCAGCGGCUACAUUACACUAGUAUCUCAGUGUUUCUUGUCGAUGCUUCCAAACGCCGACUCGAUGCGCUGAUGUCAUGCCGCGACACCUACCCUGGCAUUGCAGAAGACAUACAGUGGCAGAAGACU
Molecule: messenger RNA, 1956 nt
Organism: Symbiodinium sp. CCMP2456
Lineage: Eukaryota; Dinophyceae; Suessiales; Symbiodiniaceae
Source: the annotation of a GenBank genome assembly